Heterobasidion irregulare TC 32-1 is the source of this 444-nucleotide messenger RNA. RefSeq lists its product as uncharacterized. The coding region runs from base 1 to 444 and encodes 147 amino acids. The transcript has a single exon. NCBI's taxonomy places the organism in Eukaryota, Fungi, Basidiomycota, Agaricomycetes, Russulales, Bondarzewiaceae. The record is from RefSeq and is a predicted model, not a curated record.
AUGCGCGCCGCGCGCGGUCAAAACUCAGGCGCGUCGGACGAGGGAGCGCGCGCUCGCCGCUACUCACAUAGGUCCAGCCAGCGCCGUCGUAGCAGUAGAUGCCGCGCUAUGCACGCUACAAAGGCCGCGCCAGAUCAGCGAUCGCGAGUCGUCAUCGCCAACAGCGCGGUCGAGCGCUCACCUCAAAAGCAACGUCGACGUCGACGUCCUCACACCCAGAUCGAUGAACCUCACCCGAGCGCGCCGCCUCGCCCCACGCCUGCCCUCUCCAAUCCCACGCGCGCAUCACGCAUCACGCAUCACGUGCCCCUCGCACGCUAUAAAAACCCGCCCGCCCCGCACCCUCCCGUCCCCCAACUCAUUUCACGGGACGCGCCUUAUUGUCCCCCCGCGCGCAGCUCGCAUCGCGCAGGGGCCUACUGCACGUCCCAGACCAACGGCUAG